Closterium sp. NIES-65 is the source of this 2346-nucleotide messenger RNA. The record is from the annotation of a GenBank genome assembly. Lineage: Eukaryota; Viridiplantae; Streptophyta; Zygnematophyceae; Desmidiales; Closteriaceae.
AUGGGGUCUGCUUACAAUCCUUCCGCCUACUACAAUUCACAGCACCACCAGCAGCAGCAGCAGCAACCGCCGCAGCAGCCGUCGGCUGGUUCCCAGGCGAACACCCGACAGUUUCUGAACGGAAUUUUGGAGCAGAGAGGUCCGGGGGCUUUGCCUUAUAACGAGGGCGACAAGUGGCUUAUCCGCGAACAGCUGGCGUUCACUACUCAGACCUUCUCUGGUCUGCAGGUCCGUCCCGCCACGUUCACGCACAACGACGGGCGACAGGUGCAGCUAUUGCAGCUCGAAGGCACCAUACCUAUGUGGUACAAGGAGGUUAAGUACAAUAUCCCCAUCACCAUGUGGCUACUCGAGCAGUUCCCGCGCGCCGCUCCCCUCGUUUACGUCACGCCCACGCGGGAUAUGAUCAUACGGCCGAAUCACUCGCACGUGAAUGCCUCGGGAUUGGUCGACGUGCCGUUUCUGCGCGAGUGGGUGUACCAGCGCUCGACUGUAGUCGACCUGUUGCAAGUUUUGUCGGUCAUGUUCGGGCAGGAGCCGCCGCUGUACUCCCGCCAGCCCGCGCAUGCGGCGGCUGCGACGCAGGCGCGCCCGCCAGAUGGUGCGCGGAUUGGGCCAGCAGGGCCGGGCGGGAGAGAGAGAGGCAUCAGCGGAAGCGGCAGUGGUGGUGGUGGAGGGGGAGUGGUGGGAGGAGGGGUCGGUGCGUACGCGCAGCAGCAGCAGCAUCAGCAGCAGCAGCAUCAGCAGCAGCAACAUCAGCAACAGCAGCAACAGCAACAGCAGCAGCAGCAGUACGGGCAGUAUAAGGGAACGUUUGCACGGUCUGGUGCUGCCCCGACAGGAGGCGCAGCAGCAGGCGCAGCAGGAGCAGCGCCGACAGCAGGAGGCACAGGGGGAGCGGGAGGCGCGGCGGUAAGAAGCGCGUCCGGACAGGGAGCAGGCGCAGGAGGCGCUGGAGCAGCAGCAGCAGCAGGGGCGGCCGCGGCGGCGGCGGCGGCAGGGAGAGCAGAAUCUGGGAAGAGCAAGGGCGAGGAGGCGAAGGAAGUGUUUAGAAAGGCGGCUGUUAUAUCCCUGUCGGUGCAGCUGAGCGCGGACGUGAGUGAGAGCUUGCAGACGGCGAAUCGGCUGAUGGAGGAGCAGCUGGGGCUGCAGCAGAUGCUGGGCGCGCGCAAGGAGCAGGCCAGCGGGGUGGUGAGGGAGCUCGAGCGGGAGAAGCAGGCGCUGGAGGAGUCGCUGCAGGUCCAACAAACCAACGCCGAUGUCAUGGAAUCAUGGCUAGCACAGAACGCUUCCUCCUCCACCACCAGUACCACCACCACAACAACAACCACUACCACCGUCACCACCAGCGGCACCACCACCACCACCUCCUCUACCCAACCCACUGACACCGCUGCAAUCGACAUUGAUUCGGCCUUCCAGCCCUGUGAUUCUCUCUCGGCUCAGCUGCUCAAGCACACGGCAGCAGACCUAGCUAUAGAAGACGUGCUUUACUCCCUAGACCGGGCCCUUCAGGAGGAGCGGGGGCACGAUGAGUACGACCCUUCAUCUGCCAACUCGCGCCGGCGAAUCCUGACCGUUGAUGCGUACCUGAGGCAUGUGAGGAUCUUGGCCAAGGAGCAGUUUCUGCAGCGGGCAACGGCGCUGAAAGUGCAAGCGGUGCAGAGGAUUUUCUCCCUGUCGCCUUUCCCAUCGUCGUCCUCGUCGACGGUUGCUCUCUCCCUGAAAUGCCCGCCUCCUAACGCCUUUCUUCUCUCCCCUCCCAUCGCCUGCUCGCUCUCCCUCCCGUCGCCUUCUUCUCUCCCCUUGGUCGCCUGCUCGCUCUCCCUCCCGUCACCUUCUUCUCUCCCCUCCCGUCGCCUUCGCGCUCUCUCCCCCGUUGCCUUCGCGAUCUCCCUCCCGUCGACUGCGCGCUCUCCCUCCCGUCGCCUUCGCGCUCUCUCCCUCGUGGCCUUCUCGCUCUCCGUCCCAUCGCAUGGGCGCUCUCCCUCCCGUCGCCCUUGCAAUUUCCCCUCUCUUCCCGUCGCCCACUUCAUCUCCUAUCGCUCACGUCCUCCCUUCCCGUCGGCAUCGCGCUCACGUUCCUCCCUACACUCGACAUCGCCCUCACGUCCUCCCGUCCCACCCCAUCGUUCGCCUCCUCUCUCCCAUCCCGUCGUUCACCUCUUCUCCCCUCCCACACCAUCGUUCGCUUCCUCUCCCCUCCCAUCCCGUCGUUCGCCUCCUCUCCCCUCCCAUCCCGUCGUUCCUCCUCUCUCCCCUUUCUUCCCGUCGCUUUUGCACUCUCCCCUCCCAUCCGCUGGUUAUUACCUUGCCAAACUUAUUUUCUCCACCCUUUUUUUUUAA